Molecule: messenger RNA, 4104 nt
Organism: Paralichthys olivaceus (Japanese flounder)
Lineage: Eukaryota; Metazoa; Chordata; Actinopteri; Pleuronectiformes; Paralichthyidae
Gene: cyp1b1
Product: cytochrome P450, family 1, subfamily B, polypeptide 1
Biological process (GO): progesterone metabolic process; hormone biosynthetic process
Molecular function (GO): steroid 17-alpha-monooxygenase activity; iron ion binding; oxidoreductase activity, acting on paired donors, with incorporation or reduction of molecular oxygen, reduced flavin or flavoprotein as one donor, and incorporation of one atom of oxygen
Source: RefSeq, a predicted model, not a curated record
UACACACACACGUACUGUGGAUGUUCAACAGGCUGCACACACUCUGAAUGACUGUCUUCGUCUGUCUGGUUUUCUAGCACAGCUGUAAUUGUUUUGGGGAGAUUUUUCAGAAUAAUUACCAAAUAUUUUUGGGGAUAAAAUGUAGCCCAUUCAUUUUUUUUAUUGCUCUUUAUUUUAUUUUAUUUUUUGGGAGACAAAAUCACCAGUAAACAUUUGGGGGGAAAUCAAGCUGAUGAAUCCAGGACAUAUGAUCCACAUCAUGGAUGUGACAAUGGAGGGGAUCAACCUGUCGACGCUCAGAGCUGUGUUACUGGCCUGGGUGACUCUGCUCUUCUCCCUCCACCUGUGGCGGUGGCUCCGGCAGCGCUCUGUCCCGGGGCUGCCCGGUCCUCUCGCCUGGCCGCUCAUCGGCAACGCGGCGCAACUCGGCAAACUACCGCACCUGUACUUCACGCGCAUGGCACAGAAGUACGGCAACGUGUUCCAGAUCCGACUGGGCAGCCGCACCGUGGUGGUGCUGAACGGGGACUCCAUCAAGCAGGCGCUCGUCAAGAAGGGAUUCGACUUCGCCGGGAGACCCGACUUCACCUCUUUCCAGUACAUCUCCAACGGGAACAGCCUUGCGUUUGGCACCUUCACGGAAGGGUGGAAGGCGCACCGCAGAAUGGCGCAGUCCACCGUGCGCAUGUUCUCCACCGGGAACCCGAGCACUAAAAAGACUUUAGAGCAUCACGUCCUGUGCGAGUUCAGGGAGCUGCUGCAGCUGUUCGUGGACAGGACCAAGCAGCACCGCUUCUUCCAGCCCAUGACCUACCUGGUGGUGUCCACGGCGAACAUCAUGAGCGCGUUGUGCUUCGGGCAGAGGUACUCGUACGAGGACGAGGAGUUUCGGCAGGUGGUGGGCAGGAAUGACCAGUUCACCAGGACUGUGGGGGCAGGGAGCAUCGUGGACGUGAUGCCCUGGCUCCAGUACUUCCCCAACCCCAUCAAAACCCUAUUUGACAACUUCAAGAAGCUCAAUCUGGAGUUUGGCGUGUUUAUCCGUGAUAAAGUCCUUGAGCACAGGAAAACAAUCCAGUCGAGCACCAUCAGGGACAUGACGGAUGCUUUUAUUGAGGCGCUGGACCAACUGGGAGAUAAGAGUGCACUCACAGGAGGGAAGGACUACGUGACCAACACUAUGGCUGAUAUAUUUGGAGCAAGUCAAGACACUCUGUCCACAGCUCUGCAGUGGAUCAUCCUCAUACUCGUCAAGUAUCCUGAGAUGCAGCUACGUAUCCAGCAGGAGGUGGAUAAGGUGGUGGACCGCACCCGGCUCCCCUCCAUCGAGGACCAGCUGCAGCUGCCGUACAUCAUGGCCUUUGUUUACGAGGUGAUGCGCUUCACCAGUUUCGUCCCCCUCACCAUCCCACACUCCACCAUCACAGACACCUCCAUCAUGGGCUACACCAUACCAAAGAACACGGUCAUCUUCAUCAACCAGUGGUCCAUCAACCACGACCCAGCCAUGUGGUCCCACCCGGAGACCUUCAACCCCCAGCGCUUCCUGCACCAGAAUGGCGAUCUGAACAAGGACCUGACCAACAGCGUGCUCAUCUUCUCGCAGGGCAAGAGGCGCUGCAUCGGCGAGGAGCUGUCCAAGAUGCAGCUGUUCCUUUUCACCGCCCUCAUCGCCCACCAGUGCCACAUCACCGCGGACCCGACCAGGCCGCUCAAACUAGACUACGACUAUGGUCUGACACUGAAACCUCAUGCCUUCUCCAUAGCAGUAGCCCUGCGUGGACAAAUGUCGCUGCUAGACGAGGCUACGAGGGGCAGAAGUGCAGAGGAGGUCAAAGGCGAGCCCUCAUCAGACUCACAAACAAAAACUAAAUGAAAUUAAAACUAUAAGAAGCAUUAAAAAUGAAGGCUGAAACAAAAAAGACUUGUGCAGACUUGUGUCGCUCAUGUUUGUGGGCUAAAACUGUAUUUAUAACCUGAAAUCUGAGGAUAAAUUCUUAUCCUCUAAUGUUGAGAGUGAUUUAACAGUUCCGAUCACCGAUUACUGAUUUCUAAGUAUUGUAGCGCCAGACGGAAACAGAUGUGUUUCACAGGAGACAUGGUGUGUAGUGCAGACACGCAACGUCUCAUGCAAGCAGCAGUUCACCUGGGAGGAAUCUCCUCCUACAUCAGACGCAAUAUGACAAACCACUUAGGAAACAUAGCAUCGUCAAUUGAUUCAUCAAGGUGGAGGACUCAGCUGCGCAUCACCAGCAAACAGCCUCAGCCUCGACGCAGGCAAACUGGCCUUACAAGUCUGAACAGCUGCUGGAGAGCGCUGAGGAAUUUAUAGGGGACUUCAUGUUGUUGUUGUACUCUCUAUUAACAUUUUGUCAUCAGAUAAGAAUAAGGAAACAUUUUAUCUUUUCAGGAAUCCCUUUAAUUUAGCCACCAUUUAUAUUCACUUUUUAUACGUGGUUUUACUCCAGAUCCUUUAAAUGUCAUUCCAAACUUCUCAAAACAAACAUAAAGAUGUGAUAUUUGAAGGUUAAACAGCCAAAACUGGAGUUUCAAGAUUUCUUUGUGGCACUUUGUCACCAAAGGUUAGACCGACCAUUCAGUGAAUCUACAUAAACAGGUGAAUAUGCUCAUGUCUACUAACAUAAACUACAUAUAUAUCUAGUUUAAAAAAUAUAUAUAUAUAGUAUAAAAGCAUAGUUACUCAGGAAUAAGGUGUGUGAAACUGAACAUACUGUUUUAGCUACAGUGCUUUGUACAGUCAUAUAAUAUAUUCUGAAACCUACUGUAAUCGUUUGACUGGAGUGUAAAGGGUACGCUCUGGUGUGGCAUGCACCUAUAUGAAAAUUCUAUCAGUGUUAUUUUGGCUCUUUUUUUUGUAUACACCGAUUUGUAGGAUGCUGCUCUAUGGAAACAACCAUCACCCUUCAUCAUCUAAUUUCCAUACUCAAGAUGCCAGUAACCAAAUGAUUUGGUCUUCCUGUUGUUCAUUUACAGAAACUUUCAUGCACUUGCUGUCUCAGCGAGACUGACGCACUGACUUUAAAGUCUUGGAUUUGAGCGUUUGUUAGCGUAUGACCAAAGUGUUUUGGAGCUAGAGUAGCACCCAGCAGAGUCUAUACCUCUGCCAAGGCCCAACUUCAAUUCAGUCAGCUGCAACAAAUGUCAUACAAUCACAUAUCAGUCCUUUAAAUGGACCUGAUGUUAAAGAAAGUGAAAAAAAUCCAGUAUCCACCCCCCCGAUUUGAUCUGCACCAACCUUCAUGGGUUCUUCACUGUCCCAUGCACCAGAUUCUUCCACCAGGUUUUAUGGAAAGUUUGUAUUUCUGUGUAAUCUUGCUUACAAACAAAAACAACUAACCUGAACAGAUGGGUGAAAACACAACCUCCUCAGUGGAGCUAAUAAUGGAAGGCCAGCCUCUUCAUUGAAAGCCGCAGAGAGGUCUUCCCACUGGCUCUGGUCGAGGAAAGGGGAUGAGUGGUGUAGUGCGCUACCUGGAUACAAGUCAGGGCCUGAUGUCAAGACCUGAAACACCUGAUGACCUCAGGUUAAACACUGACGACGUGUCCAGGCUGCACCUCCAGGUGUGUCAUUGAACCAGAAGAGGUUAUUCUUCUAAAUAUCACGUGACUUCAGUGGAUCUGUUAUAAAUUGUUUGUACGUCUGAGACCCUUCCUUUAAAUUUAGGAUGAUACCUUCAUGGUGAUCUAAUAAGUUAUGAUUUGAUGGAGUCUAAUGAAUCUACGACUCUGGCGUGUUGGCCUCUGUAUAUGUAAGAUGUAAGUGUACUGGUGAACCCAGCAUGCUCACAUGGGUUACUGUACCUAAGCGCUGGCAUAAAAAUAAAGUUUAAAAGCUAAAGCCCAAGAAAUACCUCAAAUCCAAACUGUACACUAUCUUUACCUCAAAUGCUUCUUUUUACAGAACUAAACUUAGAUGAGUGAAAGGUUAAAGCUGACCUACCAUUUAUUACCGCUCAGUCUAGCAUUGCAGUACUUUAAGCUUCUGACUACACACAUAACUGCUGCUGUGAAUUUUGCUCUUCUGAGUAUUUCCUCAAGCCACUUGCCUGAAAGUUUGUUUGCAAUAUUGUAAUAAACAGACAC